This is a messenger RNA of Mycena indigotica, 1143 nucleotides long. RefSeq lists its product as uncharacterized. Lineage: Eukaryota; Fungi; Basidiomycota; Agaricomycetes; Agaricales; Mycenaceae. Bases 7 to 1143 code for a protein of 378 amino acids. The record is from RefSeq and is a predicted model, not a curated record. The transcript has 6 exons. Gene Ontology annotation, biological process: UDP-galactose transmembrane transport. Gene Ontology annotation, molecular function: UDP-glucose transmembrane transporter activity; UDP-galactose transmembrane transporter activity. Gene Ontology annotation, cellular component: endoplasmic reticulum membrane; Golgi membrane.
UCGAUCAUGGCCAUCCUUCGGCUGGUGCUAUGCGUAACCGGCGUGUAUUCGUGCUUUCUGUUAUGGGCCAUAGCCCAAGAACGACUUUCCGUUCCUUUUGCCUCCAUUGAUGGGUCAAGCUCUCAAAAAUUCAAGUCUGUCAUGUUUCUGGGGACGUGUCAGAGCGCGUUGAGUGUUGUCUCCGCGUUUCUCUACAUGUUAUUACGCCGCAAACCAUCGCAAACCUUCACCGACCUCCUUGGACUUGAGCAUACCCCAACCCCUGGCCACCAAACCAGCGACAAGCACCCCUCCAAACCCGACACUCGCUAUUCGCGCACAAAUCUCCUCCUUCGCUACCUCCAAUGUUCCAUAUUCAUCACUUCCGCCGCGCCGUUUGGCUUUGCCUCUCUGUCGUAUAUCUCUUACCCCGCGAUGGUCCUAGGCAAAUCCUGUAAACUCGUCCCAGUGAUGAUUAUGAAUGUUCUCUUGUACCGCCGCAAGUUUGCCCCACACAAAUACCUUGUCGUGGCCAUGGUCACCACCGGAAUCACCAUUUUCAUGGGCCUCGCCCCUUCAAAGCCUGCAAAAGCCAAAGCCUCUGUCACCCCGAAUGGGAAUCUCAUCGGGCUGACCUACCUCCUCAUCAACCUUGCUAUCGACGGCGCGACCAACUCAACACAAGACGAGAUUUUCGCGCGACACAAGGUCACGGGCCAGCAGAUGAUGCUGUGGAUAAAUUUGUUCAGUACAGCCGUGACUGUUGUGCUCGAAAUGCUGCCACUUCCUUAUAUUCCCGUCAUUCAUCCUUCCGAAACUGGCACAGAAUGGAACACGGCCCUGACGUUCAUUCGCGAGCACCCAUCCAUCAAGCUUCCGCUGUUGCAGUUUGCGAUUACGGGUGCACUUGGCCAGCUGUUCAUUUUCGAAACACUCCAGCACUUUGGCUCGCUCACUCUUGUAACAAUAACGUUGACGCGCAAGGUAUUCACGAUGCUGCUGUCUGUCGUCUGGUACGGUCACAAGUUGUCGCCUGCACAAUGGAUUGGUGCUGGAGUAGUUUUUGCGGGCAUCUCGGUCGAGGCAUUUGUCAAGACACCCAAAGGCGUACACGUCAAGAAGGUCGUCCAGGAGAAGGAGGUGGCGAAACUUAAGUCGGUUUAA